CGGCGUCUCUGUGUAUGUCAGAAAGGAAAAUGGCGGCUCUCGGACGCAUCUCGAAUCUGUUGCUGAGGUCUUCUCUGAACCAGACCCGCCGCCAGCUGUCCGCCACCGCAGAGCAUGGCGAGCAGUCAGCCAGGUUAUGGAAGAUCCUCACUUUCACUGUGGCUCUGCCCGGUGUAGCGGUGUGCAUGUUGAACAUGUACUUGAAGGAGCAGCAACACAGCCACGAGCAGCCAGAGUUCAUCCCUUACUCCCACCUCCGCAUUCGCUCCAAGCGUUUCCCCUGGGGAGAUGGAGUCAAAUCCCUUUUCCACAACCCUCACGUGAACGCCCUCCCAGACGGCUACGAGGGCCACGAUGAAUAAACGCCACAGACCUCAUCAUACCCGUCACAGGGACCAGGCUGUCAUCCGUUCCAGCCUCCAUCUGUUACUGGACCACACUCCAACUCACAGUUUACCUAUUUCAGUUCUAUUUUGUUUACCUCAGUGCUCGGACCACAGCGGCACCCGAAACAACAGUUCCUUCUUUCUGGACCACGAAACAAAAUGUCUGCUUAAAGUGAAUUAACAUAAAUAAAAGUUACUCUU
Messenger RNA from Salarias fasciatus (jewelled blenny), 587 nucleotides. It is a transcript of the gene cox6a1, whose product is annotated as cytochrome c oxidase subunit 6A1. The coding region runs from base 15 to 362 and encodes 115 amino acids. Gene Ontology annotation, cellular component: respiratory chain complex IV; mitochondrial inner membrane. Gene Ontology annotation, molecular function: enzyme regulator activity. The record is from RefSeq and is a predicted model, not a curated record. Lineage: Eukaryota; Metazoa; Chordata; Actinopteri; Blenniiformes; Blenniidae. The transcript has 3 exons. Gene Ontology annotation, biological process: mitochondrial electron transport, cytochrome c to oxygen.